UUGUUAAAGAAUGGUGUAAAGUCUAAGCAGAGGGAGCUGAAGACGGGAGGAUAGAUGGAAGUGAAUGAGGGUGACAUAUCGGAGGUGAUAGAUGUGGUGAAGUUAUCGAAGACCGAGGCAGAGUUUAGGACAACCAAUGAUAAGAAGGACCCAUCCCUUUAUAAGUACGGUCUUGAUGGAGAGUCAUUCUGCCAAACCUAGUACAUAGUCUAAAAAAAACAACAAAAAAAACAUGCAUCUCAAAGUAGUGAUCUUCGCCUUGUCGUUUUUGACAACCACAGCAUUCCCACUCCACCGUACCAGCAGAGAAGCAUCACAGGCCCUACAGGACAUAAUGACCAAUCAGGCUCAUGAGAAGACAGACCUCAACAAGGAUGUCAAUGGGAUGUGGAAGAGCCAUGUGGAGAGCAGCAACCUGUACACCCAGGACAGCCCCAACCCCAUGGUGAGCGAGAUCAGGCACAAGCUUACCCUGGAGUCCGAGAGGCUGCGCGCCCGCCUUCGCCAGGAGCUCGCUAAGUUGAGGGAGAGGCUCGCCGUGUACCCUGCCCACACCCAGUCCAGCGAGUCCACCCUGGCCAGCGUGAGAGAUCGCCUGGCCCCACUGAUCAAGCAGCUCCAGAGCGCCGUGAACAGCAACAGCCAGGAGCUGUGUAGCCACCUCAGGCUCUACUUUCAGGGAUUGGAGGCUGCGGAAAGCCAGGCAGCGGCCGGACCCACCCUAUACCUGGAGGCCGUGCAGUGGAUCAGCCAGACCUUGGAUGACAGCAGUGCCAAAAUGACCUCCGUCAUCCAGGACUUCAAAACCAAGACAUCCAGCAUGAUCAGGGAGCUCAAUGGUACCUUCCAGGGGGACUUCUGGCAGGAGGUGAACGUACGGCUGGGGCAGGAGGUGCAGGCGUUGAGUCUGGAGGUCCAGGGCAGGGUGGGGGUGCUGAAAGCAAAGCUGGCCCAUCUCCUGCUGGCUCCACACCCCCUCACGGCAGAGGUGUUCACCAGCAUGGAGCAGUUCUGCCAGAGUGCCACCUUACAGGACCAGUUGUUCCAUGCCAGAAUAGAGAAGCACCUUCUGGGGCAGGAGUCACAGGCUCAGAGCCCCAGCGAGCCGCCCUCUCCACCUCUGGGCUUAUUGGAGGAGGACUUCUCUGCGAAACUAAGCGCUCUCCUCCAGGACAUUCUGCACACUGUCCAGUAAAAGCAGAACAGAACUUUACUCAUAGCAAAAUGAGAGAGAAAGACAUUUAAACUAUAUUGUUGUUUCUGCUCCUUGUGCUUAUAUAUAUAUAUAUAUAUAUAUAUGUCAACUCCUCUACCAUUGUAUAUACAGUACAGUAAGUAAUCCAUGUAUAUUUAUGUUUUUGCUGUUGUUUAUUUCAUGUGGAUGAUUGUUGUAAGGCAUUUUAUUUUGUCAACUGUAAAUAAAGCUUGUGUGAAGUUUA
Oncorhynchus mykiss (rainbow trout) is the source of this 1439-nucleotide messenger RNA. RefSeq names its product apolipoprotein A1/A4/E family protein. The record is from RefSeq and is a predicted model, not a curated record. Lineage: Eukaryota; Metazoa; Chordata; Actinopteri; Salmoniformes; Salmonidae.